UCCGGGUGCCCCGCCCCCGACUCCCAGAGUCUCCGGAGAGCCAGCUAGGAGCCCGGGCCAGCGGCGGGCGCCUCCUUCAAUCCCAUCUUCCUACACUGUUGCUGCUCGCGGAGUGAGACACUCUAGCUUUUCUUCUUCUUCCGUGAGUCCCUCCUUUGAUCUCCCCAAAACCCGGCCUCUGCCGCAGCUCUCACGCCCUGAGAGUGCUGUGCGCGUGCGCGGGCGGGCGCGUGGCAUUCGGGCCCGCGCGUCACCCCCACCCCCUUUCCGCCCCUCCAUAACUCGGCUGGCAGAAAAGAGGCGCCCCGGGAACCGGGGCCGGAGCUCGGUGUUAGGAGCUAGAGUUGAGGAGGUUAGGAACUGGAAGUAGGAGCCUGCUAGAGCUGGCCCUUUCCCGCUCCCGCUCCCGCUCCAGCUCACACACCUCGCUCCCACCCCGGCCCGCUCCCUCGCUGUUCCUCCCAUUCGGGGUUUCGGCGCGGCGGGGGCGCCCAGGGGGUGCCCUCGCCCUCCUGUGCGGACGGGCGGCGGGCGGGAUGUGGCGCCUGGUGCCCCCGAAGCUAGGUCGCCUGUCCCGCUCGCUGAAGCUGGCGGCUCUGGGCAGCUUAUUGGUGCUGAUGGUGCUGCACUCGCCGUCGCUGCUCGCCUCCUGGCAGCGCAAUGAACUGACCGACCGGCGCUUCCUGCAGCUCAAUAAGUGCCCGGCGUGCUUCGGCACGAGCUGGUGCCGCCGCUUCCUCAACGGGCAAGUAGUGUUCGAGGCGUGGGGCCGCUUGCGCCUGCUGGACUUCCUCAACGUGAAGAACGUGUACUUCGCGCAGUAUGGCGAGCCCCGCGAGGGUGGCCGCCGCCGAGUGGUGCUCAAGCGCCUGGGCUCGCAGCGCGAGCUGGCGCAGCUCGACCAGAGCAUCUGCAAGCGGGCCACCGGCCGGCCUCGCUGCGACCUGCUGCAGGCCAUGCCGCGCACUGAGUUCGCGCGCCUGAACGGCGACGUGCGGCUGCUGACGCCCGAGGCUGUGGAGGGUUGGUCUGACCUGGUGCACUGCCCCUCACAGCGCCUGCUCGACCGCCUGGUGCGCCGCUAUGCGGAGACCAAAGACUCGGGCAGCUUCCUACUCCGCAACCUCAAGGACUCGGAGCGCAUGCAGUUGCUGCUGACCCUGGCCUUCAACCCCGAGCCCCUGGUGCUACAGAGUUUUCCAUCUGAUGAAGGUUGGCCAUUUGCAAAGUAUCUUGGAGCUUGUGGAAGAAUGGUGGCUGUAAAUUAUGUUGGAGAAGAACUGUGGAGCUACUUUAAUGCACCAUGGGAAAAACGAGUUGACUUGGCUUGGCAAUUAAUGGAAAUAGCAGAGCAGCUUACUAACAAUGACUUUGAAUUUGCACUCUACCUCCUGGACGUCAGCUUUGACAAUUUUGCAGUUGGUCCUAGAGAUGGGAAGGUAAUCAUUGUGGAUGCUGAAAAUGUUUUGGUUGCUGACAAAAGGUUAAUUAGACAAAAUAAACCUGAAAAUUGGGAUGUAUGGUAUGAAAGUAAAUUUGAUGAUUGUGAUAAGGAAGCUUGUUUAUCAUUCUCAAAAGAAAUUCUUUGUGCUCGUGCCACUGUGGACCACAAUUAUUAUGCUGUUUGUCAGAACCUCUUAUCCAGACAUGCCACCUGGCGUGGCACAUCUGGAGGACUCCUUCACGAUCCACCAAGUGAAAUUGCCAAAGAAGGCCGGCUAGAGGCCUUGCUGGAUGAGUGCGCCAACCCAAAGAAACGCUACGGCAGAUUCCAGGCUGCAAAAGAACUGCGUGAAUAUCUAGCACAAUUGAGUGACAAUGUGAGGUAGUCUAUGGUGAACUUUUUUUUUUUUCCCCUCCAUUUAAAUAGCACUGGCUAAUGCUAAACCACCAAAAACUAUCUAGAAAAAAGAAAACUUGGAAGUAAUACUUUCAAAGGAUGACAAACGUGCACUGAUACAUUUCAUGUUAACAUUCAUCAAAAUAAGACAUUACUUCAAAAAACAUAUGAUUCUUUUGCAGGUUUUUUUGUUCUUACACUUUGGAAAAUUGAGCUGUCCUUGACUGCUUUGCCCCCUUGAAUGCCUGAGUGCAUUAAUGAAUAUUGUUAAGCUAUUAGAAAUGAAUCUGAUAGUUACAUUGGUUUGUGUAUCAAAGGGUACUUGGUAUACUUGACUUAGUUUGCAUUAGUAUCAUGAUUUUGUGAAUCUCUUACAUUUACGUUGAAUGUCACAUUAGAUUGGCCUGUUUUAUAGGCUACUUUUUCCUUCCUAAUUUUUUUCCUAUUUUUAUGUUUUUCCUUCAGUCUUACACAUGCAGGUAACUGUAGAUAUUCAUUUAAAUUUGAACUACUUUUAAUUCAGUGCUAUGCAGUACAUGUUAACUGUUAGGGGAGGAUUUCUAGGUUUACUGUGUUUUUUCAGGAAGCUGAAUAUUUUAUUAUGUAAAUACUUUUCUUCCCACUUUCUGUGUUUUCAUCAUUGCAUGAGCUCAUUUAAGGUUAUUUAACAGUUAUCACUCUGUGUCAGUAAUUAGAAGUGUACACUAAACAUGAAGUUGGCAAAUGUUGCUAAAUGUCAUUUUGUCCUUUAAAAAGCUUUAAGAAGAGUGUGUUAGUAGUUUUCACCUUGAUGUUAAUUUUGACAGGAAAAUAUAACCCCAAUAUUUUUUAAAUGCUAACUAGUCUAAGAUAGUAAUGCAUAUGCCAAAGAAUUAUUAGAUCUAUUCCUAUGGUUUGAAUUUAAAAUUGGUCCUAUUUAUAAUAUGUUCUUAGUCAUUAUUAAAUUUAAAUAUCUAUGGUUAUUUUUUAUCUUGAAAAUUUAAGCUACUGCUUCCCAGCAUAGGCUACUUAAAGGUAUUCUAACUUUUAUUCAUCGGUAGUUUUGCAAAAAUUAACAUGGUGUGACCAUUUGAGUCUAAUCAGGCCUCAUGACUUUUAUUAAUGGAUGGACUAAUAAUACUGUAUCCAGUCUGCCCAACAUGGUCUUCAUUACUCAAUUAUUAAACAUAAAAAAUUAAGUAAGUGGAUAAAAAUUAACAAAUAUGUGAAAUUUUUGGGCUCUCUUAAAAAGUUAUAAUUGAUAUAUAAUGACUAUCAUUAACUGAUAUAUUUUUUUUGUUUGAAAUCAUUACUUUGUGUAUGGCAAAGUUUGGUGUAGGGUGCAGUAUUUAAUUUUAGUUCUAGUUCUAACUGACAUUAUUUAUUAAUUAGAAAGUGAUUAAAAUAUGCACAACCAAAGCCAGGUUUUUCUUCUGUUUUUCAUGCAUUUAGCAACUAUUUAUUGAGCCUCAGCUCUGUGCCAGGCAUAUUACUAGCUUCCACACAUUGUCUGAAUAUGACAUGGUUAAGUAACUUUAUAAUGAUGAUCAAAUAUUUUUAUGUAGGUAUUUCUUAAACUAGGAUGCUACUGCUUUCAUGUUAUUUUAUUAUUGUGAUGGAAAGUCUACUUGUACCAUCUAUAACUGGGUUGCUAUAAAAGAGCAGGAUGUUCUUAAUAAAGGUAAUUCUAGUUUAAUACUGGAAGAAGGGUAAGAUUUCUUCAUUGUAAAAUAGGUUGCAAUGUAUUAACUUUUACACAUCAGUACAUUACAUAUAUCGACUAGCCUUCAAACAUUCAGUGCUAGAAAUUUUACUAUGCUGACGUUUUACAACUUAGGAAAACUUUUGAGGGGAAUAGGUAAAAUUACUUGUCAGACAUUCAAGCCUUUCACUCAAAACUUCAAACAAAAUAAUACAUUUUCAAAACGGAGCACCUUUUAUAUUUGAUAAGUCUUCAUUACCAAUCUUAGAAUGCCAGUCACAGAAAGGUUGUCUUUCUGUGGCUUAGCAAACAUUUAUCUUACUUUUGGGAAGUGAUUGUGAUUGCAGAAUAGGAAGUGAGAAACAGCUGCCAGCAAUCAUAGUUGCAUAAGGGAGUUUUGUAAAACUGUAAUUUCUUGUAAAGUUACGUGGAAUUUUCUUCAGAAAGUUGAGAAGAUGGUAAAAGAGGAAUUUAACAGGGAAAAUUAUGUAUGUGAAAAGCAAUAAAUUUUUGUUCACUUUGCUAUCAAGAUAUUCACUAUCAGAUAUUUAUUAUAUAGCAGCAAUUUAUAUUUUUAAUCAUUGCCCAUUAAUAGAUGCAGUAAAAUAUUUUUGAAUCAGACAUUUGGGGUUUUUAUGUGCAUUAAAGUUGUCUUUUGUACUGUUUAAUUUGAAUAAUUUACCAGAAUUGUCUCCCCGUGCCUUUACAAUGUAAAGUUGUUUUUGCAACUUUAAUGCUCUUAAUAAAGAAUACUUUAAGAAUCA
This is a messenger RNA of Pipistrellus kuhlii (Kuhl's pipistrelle), 4285 nucleotides long. It is a transcript of the gene DIPK2A, whose product is annotated as divergent protein kinase domain 2A. Gene Ontology annotation, cellular component: COPI vesicle coat. The record is from RefSeq and is a predicted model, not a curated record. Gene Ontology annotation, biological process: cardiac muscle cell proliferation; regulation of phosphatidylinositol 3-kinase/protein kinase B signal transduction. The transcript is spliced from 3 exons. Lineage: Eukaryota; Metazoa; Chordata; Mammalia; Chiroptera; Vespertilionidae. Bases 537 to 1829 code for a protein of 430 amino acids.